Molecule: messenger RNA, 4959 nt
Organism: Gasterosteus aculeatus aculeatus (three-spined stickleback)
Lineage: Eukaryota; Metazoa; Chordata; Actinopteri; Perciformes; Gasterosteidae
Source: RefSeq, a predicted model, not a curated record
AAAGGACUUCUCUUCAUGGCCUUGGUUCAUAUCUUACUCGGGGCAGGCGGGUCCUCUCCUGAACACGUGUUCAAGAGAUCAAAUUCCUGCACCACCUCCAGUCCAACAAUCACCACCACCGUACAAUCCCGAUCCAACGGUUGGCAGACUCGUAACACGCAGUCAAACCCGGCUGGGAGACCAGGGAGGUGCAGACGUCAAAUCAUGCUCACCCCUCAACCCAUUGAGACCUGACCCCACAGCUCAGUCCACCCCGGACUCUGCAUGGUCAAUCCACGACCCAUCCUCCUGGAGGGGCACAGCCGGCAGAAUUGUGGAUUUUCUUAGUUCUAACACCAUCAUGGACGGUAAACUGGAUGGGUCUCAUAUUCAAGCCCCCAUGUUUCAAGUUCCAGGGCCACAGGAUGGACUACCUGCCUCCCAUCUGCCCAUCAUAAAAAUGGCAUGGCUUUUGGAAAAGAGUUCCUGACGUUUUGCAAAGACAUAACAGCCAUAUGUGCUGCUGUGGUUGCGGCCUUCCCUGCGGCUGUCAACAUGGCACUCAUCAACAGCACGAAACAAGGUAAAGCCGAAGAUGUAACAUUUUACUAUCAGCGUCUUGUGGCUGCCUUUCAGAUUCACAGCGGCCUCGAGAAGCCCACAGACAUAACCAACAUGACUGUGUGGGAAACUCAUCUCACGAACGCCUUCAUGAACAGGCUUCUGCCAGACGUCAAAACUGCCACUGAACACUCUGUCGUGGGUCUGGAAGAUGCCAGGCUCACAGAAGUGGUAAAACAUGCACGACACAAUUAUAAAAUGCAUGUGGAAAAUCAAAUGUGUCAAGACAAACGCAGCAAGCAGACUGGGGAGAAAGCCCAGCUUGCGAUGCUCCAAACCGUAAAACAGUUGACACUGGGUGCAGAAGGAGGACGAGACCCCCACCCAUCCGGAAAUUCUUAUGGGAGGGACCAACAGAGAGGACGAGCGUAUGGAAUAAAUCAUGGGAGAAGAGGGCGUUUUCAAGGAUGAAUGCUUCCUCUGUGGCAAAACAGGACAUUGGUACAAAGACUGCCCCUACCGUUCAAACCAGGUACGUCAGCCACAUGGACGACAGCGCCACUCCGGGACUGACAGAGGGGGUCAACAAUUCGGCACUUCAGACUGACGGUGUGUGUGGGAUGGAGAUUGCACGUGCCUCUCCAAAACAGGGAAGUGAAACACACCACACACACACACAAUGGUGCAACGAAGACCUGCUUCCUCGCACGCACACCCACAUACACAUGCACACACAAUGCUGCAAUGAAGACCUGCUUCCUCGCACGCACACUGCAGAACAACAUACUGUUUUGCUCAGCAUCAUUGCUCACUUAGAGCAACAGAAACAGAAUACAUCCACACCACCACCACUCAUGUAUGCUAUGUUUUCAUCAGAUGCAUACAAAGAUAUGCCAACUACAAGAGUAAUUGUGGAAGGGAAAGAAUUGACGUUUUUAGUAGACUUCGGAGCUACUCAUUCAGUAAUUCAAGAAAAACAUUUUCCAAAUCAAAAAAUGAGUGGCCGGUAUGUAUAUUCUCAAGGGGCUUCAGAUUUGACUGUGACAGAAAAAUUUACUGCACCUAUGACGAGUGUACACUCUGACGAGACUGACCUAAACCCUGACAUAAAAGUAAAACAUUCUUUUUUACUCUCUUCACUCUGUCCCAUAAAUCUGAUGGGCAGAGACUUGAUGUGUACAUAUUGUAUUUGUUUGACGUCAUCUCCAAAUGACCUUAAAGUGGUUAGGCGUAGAGUCGCACUCCAAAUGGUGCAAAAGGCUCCCUCUAAUCCUCUUUUUGUGUAUCAGUGGUGGAUCCCAAUCGAUGAUGCUCGGAGGCUAAGCCAGGCUGGUGAAGCACGGGUUUCUCCUCAUGCAGACCGUAUGAACCCUGAACACCUGCAUUGCACAACAUAUGUCUCAGAGGGCCCAGACCACUCUUUUGAAGAGACAUGUUUUGAGGCCCUCAAUGAUGCAAUUUCCUGUUCUACUUUGUACCGGUCAACUUGUAAAUCUGCUGUGUCUAUUUCUCUGUCUCCCACACAGAAAGAGCUGUUUCAAGUUCCCAGCUCACAUCCCCAUGUCUCACUGUCUAAAGGACGCCUUGACCAAUGGAGGGAUUUGGGACCAUUUGUGGCUCAGUGUGAAUCUCUCACUGACUGGGAGGAGACAAUCGAUCCGCUCGUUCUGCGCUCCGCCUCUACAGGGUUUCACAGAACUCACUGUGUACUCCUCACACCAGCUUGUCGAUCUGUCUAUGUGUUUUAUGAGCACAACGACAAAGUUGAAACAUUUUUAACAACUCCCACAUCGAUUUCUCCCGCUCUUGCUUCUGUUCCACAGACACUCUGGGCGGCGCACAAAUAUGAUCAACAACUGCCAACCGGUCGUCAUCACUCCACGUUCUAACUUCCGCCCCCACAAACACCAGUACCCCCUGCGACAAGAGGCCAUUGGCGGUAUCACAACUGUAUUCAAUUUGCUCUCUCCCGGCUCUGCACUUCUGCAGUAUGUUGAUGACUGUUUGAUUGCAGCUCCAAAUCAGGCACAGUGUCAGACAGACACGUUUAAAACUACUCAAACAUUUAGCGAAGGAAGGCCACAAGGCCAGCCUUUCUAAAUUACAAUUUGUGUCUCAACAUAUCAUGGUCAUGACAUAUCUGGAGAAGGAAAAACCCUCCCCCCAAAACGAAUCGCCGCGAUCGUAUCAAUACCGAAACCCAACACCAAAAUCCAACACCAAAAAACAGAUGAUGUCCUUUUUGGGCAUGUGCUCAUACUGUCGAUCAUUUAUUCCAAACUACUCACAAAUGGAACAACCGUUAUCAAACUUAAUCCAUGGGAAAAAUCUUACAGCACACGACAAAAUAAUCUGGACUGAAGAGGGUCUUGCGGCCUUCACACAAAUGAAAUGUGCUUUGCAAACUCCUCUGCCGACUGCCGAAUCCGAAUAAGCCAUUUACUCAAACAGUAGAUGAAAGACAGGGCUGCAUGACUUCUGUGCUGCUACAACCCCAUGGUGAUAAACUCCGUCCCGUUGGCGUAUUUCUCCGCAAAACCCGACCCUGUCGCUGCAGGACUGCCACAAUGUUUGCGCGCUGUGGCCGCGGCUGAAAAGGCACUCACAGCCUCACGUGGCAUAGUGGGUUACGCACCACUCACUCUGCUCGUUCCGCACGCGGUUUCUUUGAUUCUCCUCGAACAGAAAGCUCGCUAUUUGCGUUACCACACGUCUCUCCUGGACAUGCCGAAUGUCACUAUAAAACGUUGUACUAACCUUAACCCUGCAUCAUUACUUCCUAUUCCUGGGGAUGGGGAGGACCACAACUGUUUGGCUGAGCUCCAAGCUCAGUGCACUCCUCGCCCUGACCUAGUGGACACUCCACUAACUAACAGCGACAUGGUAAUGUAUGUGGAUGGAUCCGCCCCCCGCGAUCCUCAGUCUGGUGAAAAUCGUGUUGGUUUUGCUGUUGUUUCUGACUGACUGUUGGUCUGCUGUGUUCAGGUCCUCUGCCAUGUCACCUCUCAGCCCAGGCAGUCGAGCUCAUCGCUCUGACCGAGGUCUUUAAACUGGCUAAGGGUAAAGCAGUCACAGUUCACACUAACUCUCGCUAUGCGUUUGGUGUAGUACAUGAUUUUGGGGUGCUGUGGAAACACAGGAACUUCCUUAAAUCGGACUGUAAGCCCAUCCUACAUCACACUCUCAUUGCUGAACUGUUGGAAUCCAUCUUACUACCCACAGCUGUUGCUGUCUGUAAAUGUGCAGCACACACGUCCAAUACGGAUGAUGUAUCACAGGGAAAUGCUCGAGCAGACACGGCUGCAAAAGCUGCUCUGCUUCCGCUUCCCACUACCUGUGCUCUCAUGUGCUCUGAGGAGUCAGUUCCCUCCUCUCUUACAGCGAUGCAGUCACUCUCUACCCCUGAUGAAAGACGGCUUUGGUCCACAUCUGGCUGUGUUUACACCAACGGUAUCUGGACUGGACCCGACGGCAAGCCGUGUUUACCUAUACACUAUUUUGCUCAUUAUGCUAAGUUGACUCAUGGGUUAGACCAUGUGUCAAAAGGGGGAAUGUUACGUGCACUUAAUGAGACGUGGUUUACAAAAGGGUUCACAGCAUAUGCACAAAAAUUUUGUUUUGCAUGUGUCACCUGUUCUACUCACAAUGUAGGCAGGCCCGUGGGCGUGUCCAGCCAGGCUGCACACCCACCACCAACCCGCCCAUUUGAGCACAUUAUGACGUUUUGUGGAGUUAUCUCCAUCUGAAGGUAAGAAACACUGUCUAGUGAUGGUAGACAUGUUUUCCAAGUGGGUUGAGGUUUUUCACUAGCAGUAGCCAAGGCCCUAAUUUCUGAAAUCAUCCCUCGAUGGGGCAUUCCUUCUAAAAUAUCAAGUGACAAUGGUUCUCACUUUGUCAACCAGGCCAUUACAGAAUUAAGCGCAUACCUGGGUAUUGAUUUAAAAACACACUGUGCAUACCAUCCAGCCAGUGGAGGGGCUGUGGAAUGAGAAAAUGGCACACUCAAAACCAAAUUGGCAAAAUGCUGUGCAGACUGCCCUGGACAAAAGCUCUGCCUCUAGUGUUGAUGUACAUGCGCAUGAGGAAAACGAACACGAAGCAACCUGAGUCCCUUCGAGAUAUUGUUUGGUUUUCCUCCUCACGUAGGAACCGAGGCACCGAAGGCACCACUCUUUCAACCGCAUUAUGCGAAAAUGAAAUGUUAAAAUAUUGUGCACAACUCUCUUCUGCUCUGUCUAACAUACGACAACAGGUUGCAGCCGCCCUCCCAAAACCAGAUCCAGUACCAUCAGCGGGAUCAGGCGACCCUACCCCUACAACAAGUGUCAAUCAACCGACACCACCGUUGCAGUGACCACGGACGGGUUCACAACGGGCAGUUGACCGACAGACACACAGUGCAUUGUGAUCUGUGUUGAC